Molecule: messenger RNA, 4022 nt
Organism: Clupea harengus (Atlantic herring)
Lineage: Eukaryota; Metazoa; Chordata; Actinopteri; Clupeiformes; Clupeidae
Product: neuropilin and tolloid-like protein 1
Biological process (GO): positive regulation of excitatory postsynaptic potential
Cellular component (GO): postsynaptic density
Molecular function (GO): ionotropic glutamate receptor binding
Source: RefSeq, a predicted model, not a curated record
UCAUUAUGACAUGCGAAGCAGAGCCUCUCGUCUGAUCUAAUUGCAGAACUGCCCUUUUCCCUUUCUCCUGUUUCUUCCUGUUGCUCUGAACGGGCAUACAGGGGGGCGCGCAGGAGAUACCGAUGACAGACCUGUUAAUCCGCUCUUCACUAGGAGAGUUUUCCAGAGGCAUGGAGAUUAGACAACCAUACCGUCACAUCUCGUCAGUCGACGUAAUUGAGUGGUACCUUUCGCUUCGUUGAUUUUUUUUUGUUUCUCGUCUUUGGGCUCUCAAACUCUUUAGUUUGCUGCGCAAAACUGAAAAGUAAAUGUCUGGAUUUACUGGUGAGGUAUUUUUUCGCCAAAGUUUCAUGGAAAUAGCUAAGGUUGAAAACCUUUGCCGAGAGAGAUCAUGUACGGGCUCAAACUGCUUAUUGUGGGUGUCAGCCUGAUCCAACUGGGCUUUACUGGGAAGACAAAAAGGGCUGCAGUCAAAAACAAUUCUGGGGUGACGCCAGCGGGCCUGUGUGGCACCUGGAUCAAAGAGCCUGAUGGAGGGCAGUUUACCUCCCCAAACUACCCUGGGAGGUACCCUGCGGAGAGGGAAUGCAUCUACAUCAUUGAGGCGUCACCAAGGCAAUGCAUCAACCUGUUCUUUGAUGAUAAAUAUUCUAUAGAGCCUUCAUGGGAAUGUAAAUUUGAUCACAUUGAAAUACGAGAUGGACCAUUCAGCUUCUCUCCCAUAAUCGGCCGUUACUGUGGACAAGAGAGUCCCAUGUUUGUCGUAUCGACGGGACGCUACCUCUGGAUAAAAUUUGUUGCUGAUAGCGAACUGGAGUCAACUGGAUUUUCAGCUACAUACAACUUCACCCAAGAUCCUGAUUUCAAAGAAUUGGGAACCUUGCCACCCCUGCCCAACUGUGAUUUUGAAAUGAGUGGGCCAGAGGGCAUAGUGGAGUCUAUUCAGAUAUCGAAGGAGUCCAGAGCCGUAGACACACAAGCCGUGGACUGUAGGUGGUAUAUCCGAGCCCCGCCUAACUCUAAGAUCUUCUUACGCUUCCUGGAGUAUGAAAUGCACAACUCAAACGAGUGCAAGCGUAACUUUGUGGCGGUGUAUGACGGGAGCAGCUCCGUGGAGCACCUGAAGAACAAGUUCUGCAGCACUGUGGCGAUCGACGUGAUGCUGACCACUGAUGUGGGUGUCGUGCGCUUGUGGGCUGAUGAGAAAAGUCGAAAGAGCCGCUUUCGCAUCCUUUUCACCACCUUCCAAGAACCUCCAUGUGAAGGGGACACUUUUUUCUGCCACAGUAACAUGUGUAUUAACACCACCCUUGUCUGCAAUGGAAUACAGAACUGUGUCUAUCCUUGGGAUGAAAAUGGCUGCAAAGAAAAGAAGAAAUCAAGUGUCCUGGAAGAAUUGGACCACGUAAACGUCGCCAUCAUUGGCAUGACCUGUGGCGUAGUGCUCAUCCUCCUCAUCGUAUCCGGUAUUAUCCAGAUGAAGCAGCCACGCAAAAAGUAUAUCGUGCGACGGGAUGAUUUUGAUCCCAACCUGUUCCACGAGACCUUUGAGCCGCCGCACUAUGAGCUGUGCACACUGCGCCGUGAUAACUCCGCGGACAUGGAUGACCUGGCUCAGGACUUCCAAAAGCUGCGCCGCUCCUCGUCCAAGUGCAUCCGUGACCACCACUGCGGCUCUCAUGCCUCCAGCGCCCACGGCAGCCGCACCGACCUGAACCUGCGAGAGGCUGCCGCCGCCCUGGCCGACCCCCAGGCUGUGCCCCCACACCACCCCAUGCACCACCCCGCCACAGCAACCGUCACCACGCCCGGCGGCCGCAGGAGCAUCCAGGUCAUGAAGCACAGCUACUCACACAACGGAGGAGAAGACUACGACCCGGAGGAUGAGGACGAGCUGGAUGAAGGGCCCAGCCACGGCAGGGCGAGACUGGAGAGAUCUGUGCACCGGUCAGUAUCCAACGAUUUCUAAAAGCCUGUGGUAGCACGCCGUGUUUGAGAGGUGGUAUGAGGGGUCUUGCAUGGAAGCCCCUGUCGUGAACGUGGCGCUUUUCUGUUUCUCUUUUCUUUAUGUCAUCUGAAGAUUUUCUUGUUUAUUUUGUUUCGUCUUCUUCUUCCAUAAAAUCACCUGUCAUGUCAUGUCAUGUCAUAUCUAGAGAAGAUGUGCAUAUCAGUGAUAAUCAAAUACAUAUUUUGAUUUUAGUCUGCAUGUGCAAAUUCCAUUAUACUAAGUUAUUAUUGCAAGUUUUGGUAUAAGAUACUGUGAAAUAUAUGAUUGUAUUAUAUAUAUAUAUAUGUUUGUGUUAUGUUUGCAUAAUUUUAUUUUAUUUUAUUAUUUUAUUUUAUUUGCAUUAUAUUUAUGUUCACAGUCUGACAGGCUGUUGCACAUAUGAGAUUGGUCUAUUAGCAUGUUAGUUGAAGUGGCAAAGCUGAAUUAAUGACAGAAAAACAACCUCAUUACUGUUAUUAUUAUUAUUAUUAUUAUUAUUUUUGAGUUUUGAAGUUAAUCAAUGAUUGGCAUAUGUUGUCUCUUUUUGUCCCCUUUCAUUUGAUGUGACUUGCAUGCAUGUUUGUUGUUAUUCAGCUGUUUUAUAUGAACCUUUUGGAGAAAAAAUAUUCUUGGAUUUGUUAAUGAGCAUACCCAUAGUUUAAACCAAUGAUUCACAAACUUUUUAUGUCAGGCCCACCUUUGACAAUGAAAGGAACAUUUCACCUCCCCACCUCCACCAUGGUGUAAAGAUUAAGACUCACAUGUUAUCUGCUAUUUAACUUUUAAUUUAAUUAUUUUUUUUUUAAACCAGGACAAACAUUUAAAGUGUUAUUCUACCCUAACUUAUGUUUUUGGUAAAACUGUAAAGUAAAUGGUAUGACUAAACUGUGAUGGAACACAUUAAUACUGGUGUUAAUAUUGACCAAAUUCCCAAUUUAAAUAAAAAAUGUUCUGGGUUGAAAAUGGUUCAACACACCAUCUACUGCUUCAAAUCAUCCUGAAUCACCUUGCAAAGCCGACAUAUCUAUGACCAUUUGGUACAUAUCCGCGUCAUGAACUGGGCCUCAUUGAGUCUCAUUUUCAUUUGCUGAUCGAGACUCAUCAUUCACAGCAGUGUAAUAUUAUAUAUGAUAUAAGUAGGCAUACAAAGUAACCUAUAAACUCAUCACCAAAUAGUUUGGUUGGGCUACUAUGCUGUUGGAGCACUGCCAUACAACAUUCGACCUGUAGUCUGUUGUAUAGGUUUCUUUUUCUGCCCUCAACUCGCGCCCCUCCUGCUGUAACUUCAUGCAGUCCACUGGCCAGUGUUGACACAUUGCAAAUUGUACAUUUUUCAUUUGUCAAUAAAUACAUAUCAAAUUAUUACGGGAUAUUUCGAACCUAUUUGCAGUCAGGUAGAAAACCUACGCGCUGAACACAAGGCCAUAUAAACUGCCGUGGUGAUGUUGUGCCCCCUUGUGGAGGCUCUUGAGAUUUGUACUCUGAUUUCCCUGUAUUUUUCAUGAAUUAAGUCACUUACAUUUUGUUAGUAAGUCAGACAGACAGACAAACAGAUAGAUAGAUAGAUUAUAGUAUUAUUGGGGAACAUGGUCGUUUUAUAAUGCCAUCAGAAAUGCGGUUGUUGUAAGUAUUUGAUAAUAAAAAAAACUCUGGCCGGGGCAGGUAUACAUUACAUACAUGAAUGUAUAUAAUGAAAACAAUCGGUUAAAACUGCAACACUUUUUCUUAAUGACAACGACGUAACCCUAAAAGAACAAAGAUGAUUUUUCCCAAUGCCUUUAUUCUUUGUUUCCGUUCCGUUUCAUUUAAGGUCCAUAACAUAUUUUAUUUAUACUUUCAGAAUUACAUUGCACUUUAUUAUUGCAGUUUUGUCGACGAAUGCUUAAUUUGUAGGCCUAUGUCAGUAUCCUAUCAAAAAUAAAACACGUCAACUUAGAAUAGCAAAUUUGUAUAAACAUAUUUAUGUGUGUGUUGUAUGUGUUGAUCCACCCCUGCAAAUAUAGCAUAUUUUCUAAGGGAAAAAAUCUAGCAUCGU